CAAUGGUUUUCCAAAAAACAUUUAUUAAAAAAAGGGAAACAGAAGACUUCGAUUUUAAUGGUCUAUUGCGCCAAAUAGCUCCAUUCCGUUUUCAACAAGCCCUAAAUAACACGGCUGUCUUCUCUUUGAAUCGACUGUCUAUAUAAACACAUGAUGCACACAUUUGCUGCACAGAGAACGAAGCAAAGCAAAUAAGAGAACCCAAAAAAAAAAAAAAAAUGGGGGGGAAAGGUAAUGGUCAGAGUCAGACUGAAGCGCGCAUGGGUCACGGUGUCGACGGCCCGACUAAUCCCAUGGUCACCCCGCUUUUAACCGAUCUUUAUCAGUUCACCAUGGCUUAUGCUUACUGGAAAGCCGGCAAGCAUGAGGAACGUGCCGUGUUUGAUUUAUAUUUUAGAAAGAAUCCAUUUGGUGGUGAAUAUACAAUCUUUGCUGGUUUAGAAGAAUGCAUAAGGCUAAUUGCUAACUUCAAGUUUACAGAGGAUGAGAUCUCGUUUGUCCGUCUUAGCUUGCCUGGUUCGUGUGAGGAUGGCUUCUUCAAUUAUCUUAGGGGAAUCGACUGUUCUGAUGUUGAAGUGUAUGCUAUUUCAGAGGGAUCGGUUGUUUUCCCAAAGGUACCCUUGCUACGAGUUGAAGGGCCAGUUGCUGUGGUCCAAUUGCUGGAAACACCAUUUUUGAAUCUUAUUAAUUACGCAUCAUUAGUCGCUACAAAUGCUGCAAGACAUCGAUUUGUAGCUGGAAAGUCCAAAUUGUUACUUGAGUUUGGGCUUCGACGGGCUCAGGGACCUGAUGGAGGGAUAGGAGCAUCAAAAUACUGUUACAUGGGAGGGUUUGAUGCAACAAGUAAUGUUGCAGCUGGGAGGUUAUUUGGGAUACCGCUUCGUGGAACACAUUCGCAUGCCUUUGUUAGCUCAUUUAUGAGUCCUGAUGAGAUAAUAGAAAAAUCACUUAAAAGCUCUGAUGGCUCACAUACUUGUGAGGAUUUUGUCAGUCUGGUUCAGACAUGGUUAAACAAAAUUAAGUGGUCAAGUUCAUUACGUGGCAUAUUUAGUGAGACAAAUCAAAGUGAGCUAGCCGCUUUUACCUCAUAUGCCUUAGCAUUCCCCAAGAGCUUUCUGGCUCUUGUAGACACAUAUGAUGUCAUGAGGAGUGGAGUUCCCAACUUUUGUGCAGUUGCUCUAGCACUCAAUGAUUUGGGGUAUAAAGCUGCAGGCAUUAGAUUGGACUCCGGUGAUCUAGCAUAUUUAUCUUGUGAGGCCCGAAAGUUCUUUCGCUCUAUUGAGAAAGAAUUUGGAGUGCCUGGUUUUGAAAAGAUGAGCAUUACUGCAAGUAAUGAUCUCAAUGAAGAAACUUUGGAUGCAUUAAAAAACAGGUAAUCUCUAAAUUAAAAUUAUUUUGGAUAAACUUAUCUUCUUAUUGCUUCUAAACUUUAUGCAUGUGUUAAAAGAUUAUAAAAUUGCAAAUAUUUAGAUUAUUUUCUAAAAUACCUUUUUGGAGUGACGACUAUUAAUAGGAUGUAUACGAGUGUGAUACACCUACCUAUUGGUGGGGAUUUUUCUGAUAGCAUGAUACCCUUUAGCUGGUAUGCUGAGUAACUGUGUAUGCCUGAACCUUUUUUCAGGUAAUUAUUGACUGCAUCUGGCAAUAUCAUUUUGUUGUAUUCAUACAGUCUGUGAAUCACUGAGCUGCCCCGGUUAUAUCAUUAUUUGGGUAACAAUUGGGUCAACUAUAAUGAGUUGUCCUGUUGAAAUAUUGUAAUUUAGUAUAAAGAAAUAAAUUACAUCAAUCCAUCUAUCUCUACAAACAUUGUGUCAGAAUAGAAUUAUUUGAAUUAAAAGAAUUAAUUACCUCUAUACAUCUGUAUAAGUUUAAGCUUUUAACAUGUUAUCUAAUGUAAUAUUUAUGUAGGAUGAUAUAGUUAAAUGUGUUCAUUAAACAUUAUAUUGGACUUUGAUGUCUUAACGGGCUAACUUCUUUUUUAAUCUUUGUGAAAGGGUCACGAGGUAGAUGCAUACGGAAUAGGAACCUAUCUGGUCACUUGCUAUGCUCAGGCUGCUCUAGGUUGUGUUUUCAAGCUCGUUGAGAUCAAUAGUCAGCCUCGCAUAAAACUUUCUGAAGAUGUUUCAAAGGUUUCUAUGCCCUGUAAAAAACGGAGUUAUAGAUUAUAUGGCAGAGAAGGUUUCCCUCUGGUAGACAUAAUGACAGGAGAAAAUGAACCAUCUCCGAAGGUGGGAGAACGAAUUUUGUGUCGUCACCCUUUUAAUGAAUCUAAGAGAGCAUAUGUGGUGCCACAGCAUGUUGAAGAACUUCUGAAGUGCUACUGGCCUGGGAACUCAGGUAAACGAAGAGAAGAUUUACCUCCACUGAAGGACAUUAGAGAACAUUGCAUCAAACAGCUUGAACAAAUGCGGCCUGAUCACAUGAGGAGACUAAACCCGACACCUUACAAGGUGAGUGUAAGUGCGAAAUUGUACGACUUCACUCAUUUCCUCUGGCUCAAUGAAGCACCCGUUGGGGAGUUGCAAUAAGGAUUUAUCGGCAUAAGCUUUCAUGGAGAGUGGUGUACAAAUUGCAAGUCACGAUUCCAAGAGAAUUGGAGGAGCUUCUUCAGAUAGUCGUUGCAUACACAUGUUGAAUUUAUAUUAUAAUUUAAUUUCAGAGUUUCUAUAAUCAAACUCAAUAAAACAACUGAUUGUGUUGUAUUGUGAUAGUACAAAUUGAAUUUAUAGGUAAAAAUAAAUCUUAUUUUCUCACAA
Mangifera indica (mango) is the source of this 2756-nucleotide messenger RNA. RefSeq names its product nicotinate phosphoribosyltransferase 2-like. The transcript has 14 exons. NCBI's taxonomy places the organism in Eukaryota, Viridiplantae, Streptophyta, Magnoliopsida, Sapindales, Anacardiaceae. The coding region runs from base 219 to 1376 and encodes 385 amino acids. Gene Ontology annotation, molecular function: nicotinate phosphoribosyltransferase activity. The record is from RefSeq and is a predicted model, not a curated record. Gene Ontology annotation, biological process: NAD+ biosynthetic process.